Messenger RNA from Paramecium tetraurelia, 1191 nucleotides. RefSeq lists its product as uncharacterized. Gene Ontology annotation, cellular component: endoplasmic reticulum; Golgi apparatus; plasma membrane. Lineage: Eukaryota; Ciliophora; Oligohymenophorea; Peniculida; Parameciidae. The record is from RefSeq and is a predicted model, not a curated record. The transcript is spliced from 7 exons.
AUGAAAUAGUCUAAACAGCCUUAAAAUUAAGCUCAUGAUGAUUAAUUCUCCGGAUCCAAUACUCCAAAUGUUCAUGGCUUAUUUUUACCGUAAACCAUGACAAUGGGUUAAAUGUCCGAAGACAGAAAGGGAGAAGAUCAAAGAUUAAAAUUAAUAAGAGCUUCGACUGAUCCGUAUGAGGCAUUCAAAGAUGAUGACUUUUUGUAUCCAACUAAAGAAGAUGAGAUGUCUCUGUGGCAAAAAUAUUCAGGAGAUUAUAUUUAAGGAAUGCCUGUAUUGCCAACAGGAAAAUGCAGUUUAUUUUGUAACAUAGUUUGCUGUUUUUACUUCCUUAUCUUUGGUUUAGUUUUUGUAGGAAUAGCAGGCAGUAUAACCGAAAUUAGAUUGAAUUAUGGAAAGGAAUGUGAAGGCAAGUAGCAAUGUAUUGUUAAUUUUGAAAUUGAGAAAAACACUUAUGGACCAUUCUUUAUAUACUAUGAAUUAAAUGAGUUUUACACAAGUCACUCUGAUUUUGCGUAAUCAAUUAGUCCAAAAUAAAUGAAGGGUUAAGAAUUGACAGAUGAAGAAUAUGAUGUAUAUUGUCCUGACACUUAAUCUUUCGAAUCUCUCUAGAGACCUGUUGGGUUCAAUAAAAGUUAUGCUGGUUUUAUGGUAGACUUGAAUAAGAAAGUCAGUCCUUGUGGUAUAGCAGCUAAAUAUAUUUUUAAUGAUUCUUUCCUACUCUUCGAUGCUAACACUGAAACUGCCACAUCUUUAGCUCUUAAUUCAACAGGGAUUGCGUUUUCUGUUGAUUUAGAUUAUAAGUAUUCUAGAUCUUAGAAUUCUUAAUUUAGAUAAUGGUUGGAUCUAGAUGAUGAAAAAAUCAUAAAUUGGUUUAAUAUUCAAUCCUUACCGCUGGUUAGAAAGCUCUAUGCUAGAUAUGAUAAUGAUUUAGCAAAGGGAACCUACAGUAUUGUAAUUUAAAAUAAUUAUCCAACCCAGAUAUUUGGGGGAGAGAAGUUUAUUAUCGUUACUACGCUGUCUUCAUUUGGUAGUAAGAAUUUUUCUUUUGGCUAUUUGCUAAUUGCAACAGCUGGUGUCUAGUUUAUAAGUGCUAUAGUUGUGUAUAUCAAACACAGAAUUGUAGAGAAGAAAGAAAAACAUGAACAAAAAAUCCAUGCUGAUUUGAAACUCAAAGAAAAAUCAGAUUGA